This is a messenger RNA of Apiotrichum porosum, 1179 nucleotides long. RefSeq lists its product as uncharacterized. The record is from RefSeq and is a predicted model, not a curated record. The transcript is spliced from 2 exons. Bases 1 to 1179 code for a protein of 392 amino acids. NCBI's taxonomy places the organism in Eukaryota, Fungi, Basidiomycota, Tremellomycetes, Trichosporonales, Trichosporonaceae. Gene Ontology annotation, molecular function: hydrolase activity.
AUGCAUGUGCCCACCACUCAGCAAACACGUCUACUCGUGGCAGCCGUGUGUAUCCUCGUCAUGGUCUUGGUACGACAGUUCGGAAAACAAACAGUCACUGGCGAGCCUGUAGCGCCCGCGCCCGGUGAGGCGUUCCGACAGCGCAUCGUGGCUGUGGGCGACCUCCAUGGCGACAUUCACAAUGCCAAAAAGGUGUUCCGCAUGGCCGGCCUCAUCGACAAGCGCGACGCUUGGGCGGCUGGAUCCGAUAUUUUCGUCCAGACCGGCGACAUUGUCGACCGAGGCGGUUACGCCAUUGACAUCUACAAGAUGAUGCAGCGCCUCCGUGGCGAGGCAGCGGCCGAGGGCGGCAAGGUCGUCUCCGUCAUGGGCAACCACGAGUUCAUGAACGCCUUGAGUGACUGGCGAUACGUGACUCCUCUGGACAUUAAGCAGUUUGGCGGAUCCCAGCAGCGUCGUGAGGCAAUGUCCAUCGACGGCUGGCUCGGACAGGAGUGGCUUGCCAACUACUCUGUCACUGCCCGCGUCCCAAUGUCACCGUUCCCCGACGCGCCCACUCUCAGCUUCACUCAUGGAUCUCUCCGCCCCUCGUUCUCCAACCUCACGCCAUACCCAGACGCCAUCAACAAACUUGGCCACGUGUUGCUCACACGGGCUAUGACACCACCGCUCGCCCCUCCUUACCCUCCUAACCCUUACCAGGGCCUCCCAGAGGGCACCACCAAGGACGAGCAGGAACUGUAUGGCGGUGGUGGACCACUCUGGGCUCGUGGACUAGCCGAAGGCCCCGAGGACACGGUGUGCAAGUGGGCCAAGGAGAUCAAGGAGAAGAUUGGUGUGAGACGUAUCAUUGGGGGCCACACUCCCAACUUUGAGCACAUUGUAUCCCGCUGCGAUGGCCAAGUUAUUAUUAUCGACACCGGAAUCUCGAGCGCGUACGGAGGUGUCUUGUCCGCCUUGGAGAUCAUCUAUACCUUGACCCCCGUUCCCGAUGAAGACGACGACAACAACGGACACCGGGAAGAUCCUCUCGCCCCCGACCAACAGGCCCAGUCGCCCAUGGAGGUCGAGCCGCUUCUCCGCCAAGGUGGAAAGUACAUUGAGCGCGAGGAGGUGUACGCCAUAUACGAGAAGCACAGGCAGCUGCUUGCACGUGAGGUCCAACAGAUCAUCCUCUAG